UGUAUAGGGAACAGAAUUUAGACAAGAAAAAUCAUGAUGGCUGACAGUGACGGCCCAUUUUCUAAUUCAUCUGAAAAUGCUAACCAAUAUGAUCGAAGAGACGCAAUAUCAGAUGGCAUUAUAGAUCUUCUGAAGCCAACAGUUGAAGAGAUUGAUGACAGAGUUAAAACUGUGAGAGAAAGCCAAGUUGAACUACGCCAGCAAAUUGACAGCUUAGCUGGAGAUUUGCAGGUAAUAUCCAGUAGCCAGACUAUAUCGGUGGACUUGGAAUCAUAUGUGAAAAAGUUAAACAAUUCAAGAAGGCGUGUUAUGUUAGUCAAUAAUAUUUUACAAAAUGUUCAGGUAAGAGUGACUUAUAUUCUUCUAGCAUAUUUUAACUUUCAAUACUGCCUAGGUGCUGUCAUGCAUUUUAGCCUAACUUAAUGAAAGAUAGAAGUU
Ruditapes philippinarum (Manila clam) is the source of this 438-nucleotide messenger RNA. RefSeq names its product SNARE-associated protein Snapin-like. Gene Ontology annotation, cellular component: synaptic vesicle; BLOC-1 complex; BORC complex. Lineage: Eukaryota; Metazoa; Mollusca; Bivalvia; Venerida; Veneridae. The record is from RefSeq and is a predicted model, not a curated record. The transcript is spliced from 3 exons. Gene Ontology annotation, molecular function: SNARE binding. Gene Ontology annotation, biological process: endosome to lysosome transport; regulation of synaptic vesicle exocytosis; intracellular protein transport. Bases 34 to 423 code for a protein of 129 amino acids.